Molecule: messenger RNA, 1806 nt
Organism: Agrilus planipennis (emerald ash borer)
Lineage: Eukaryota; Metazoa; Arthropoda; Insecta; Coleoptera; Buprestidae
Product: venom protease
Exons: 6
Coding region: 82-1350 (422 amino acids)
Biological process (GO): proteolysis
Molecular function (GO): serine-type endopeptidase activity
Source: RefSeq, a predicted model, not a curated record
UUAUUAAAGACGCUAUAUAGAUUAUAGUUUUACUUGAUCACAUUGUAAUCCAUUCACGUGCGAGUUGCUAACAAGUCAAAAAUGUGCCAUUUUUCCGCAGUUCUGUUUUUUUUAUUUUGUGUAUUUUUAACAAUUACUUUACAGCAGGGGGACUUAACAGAUGGAGAUUAUUGUACUACACCUCGUCAGGAAGCCGGUCUUUGCGUAAGUGUGGAGAACUGCGAAUUUGUUAAACGUAUUUUCCAAACAUUUGGUCACAACAAUAGGGACGUAAAUAAUUAUUUAAAUCGGUUGACCUGCGGAUUUUCGGGGAGAAUACCUCUAGUAUGCUGCCCUGGUGUUUCAAACAGCAGUCGAGGUACAACUUCUGAAACAACUACUGAAAAAAAAACUACAUUAGCAUCGACUGCUAAUACACCACUUGCAACUAGUACUAGAAGAAUUACUGAAACUGGAAGGAAUUUUCAAACAACAGCUGCAAGUGAAACUUCAAUGACUGCAAACGAAAUGCGUAGUUCUGGACGAAAUAUGAAUGGGACCACAAGAUUUUUAAGACCACCCGAUUGCGGGAAAACUACAUUCACUGGAGGAUACCGCAUUGUGGGGGGAGUUCCAGCCAAACCAGGAAACUUUCCCUGGAUGGUAGCCUUAGGAUACAAAAACAGAAAAAAUCCAAAUUUACCAAAAUGGCUUUGCGGGGGAACUUUAAUUAGCAAUAAACAUGUUUUAACUGCAGCUCACUGCGUAGAAACAACAGAAGAAUUGUAUACUGUACGUGUUGGAGACUUAGAUCUUUAUUCAGACGAUGAUGGAGCAAACCCUGUUGAAGUGUUGGUAGCUUCUACAAAAAUACACGAAGACUACAAUCCCCGCGUCUCUUAUACAAACGAUAUUGCUAUUCUUACAUUAGCCAAAGAAGUUAAUAGCCCCUCCUUAUCGCCGAUUUGCUUACCAGUAGACGAACCAUUGCGAAGCAAUAGAUUCGUUAGGUAUUAUCCUUAUGUAGCAGGAUGGGGUUCACAAGAAUUUCGGGGACCCUCUAGUACUUCUUUAUUGGUUGCUAAUUUAAUGGUUGUUGAUAAUGAUAAAUGCGCAAAAAGUUUUUCGGAAUUCGACAAGGUAACCAUCGACGAUAGGGCACUAUGUGCAGGAUUUCCACAAGGAGGUAAAGACGCGUGCAAAGGAGAUUCUGGCGGUCCACUGAUGCAUGGGGUCCCUGAAGGACGAGCCCUCAGAUUUUACAUAAUAGGAAUAGUUUCGUUCGGUUAUAAUUGUGCGCAACCCGGAUAUCCUGGCGUUUAUACAAGGGUAUCCCACUUUAUAAAUUGGAUAGAAAACAACAUAAUAUAAUAUUUACACUGGAAAUUGUGAUUACAGUAUAAACUGUAAUUAAACAUGUAAUGUGUCAUUCGUUUAAGCAGUUAUACACUUUUUGUUUUAAUAAGUAGUUUAAAUUAAUAAACCACAGAUAUAAGGAGAGGAAAGCGUCUCUAAGCGAGCUCACACUACACUCUGAUUAUGAAAUGAAUGUUUUAUUACAUAAAAAAGAAAACGUAUUUGAAAUAAUUUUACAUAGAUAUACUUGCGUAUUAUUCACUGUAAUUAAUUUACCAAAUCCAAUUUUAGAAAUUUUACCUUGAAUUAUAUUAAGUAAUUAUUAGCAAUUACAAAAAUACACAGUAUAAAAUAACAAGCCUUAUUAAUGAAAGAGUCAGAAAUGCAAUGUAUUAUAUUUAGUCAAAUUACAUGAACUGACAUCCUGAAAAGAAUCGACGGUCGAUUGGCUUGUAUGAAUUUGACACAAAA